ACGAUGGGGCACUAUUCCUCCCACUGACACCAACAAUGGGGCACUAUUCCUCCCACUGACACCAACGAUGGGGCACUGUUCCUCCCACUGACACUAAUGAUGGGGUACUAUUCCUCCGACUGACACCAAUGAUGGGGCACUAUUCCUCCCACACUGACAAUAAUGAUCAGGCACUAUUACUCCCACUGACACCAAUGAUACUUACCUUGCUGACCCUUACUCCAGCCCGGGCUCCCUCCCUCUCCCAUCCACAGCCAGCAUAA
Messenger RNA from Staurois parvus, 263 nucleotides. NCBI's taxonomy places the organism in Eukaryota, Metazoa, Chordata, Amphibia, Anura, Ranidae. The record is from the annotation of a GenBank genome assembly.